Cololabis saira (Pacific saury) is the source of this 12263-nucleotide messenger RNA. It is a transcript of the gene ncoa1, whose product is annotated as nuclear receptor coactivator 1. The record is from RefSeq and is a predicted model, not a curated record. The transcript is spliced from 22 exons. Lineage: Eukaryota; Metazoa; Chordata; Actinopteri; Beloniformes; Belonidae. Bases 743 to 5239 code for a protein of 1498 amino acids. Gene Ontology annotation, cellular component: nucleus. Gene Ontology annotation, molecular function: nuclear receptor binding; protein dimerization activity. Gene Ontology annotation, biological process: positive regulation of transcription by RNA polymerase II; cellular response to hormone stimulus.
GGCGAGCAGGAGCAGAAACUAGAGCAGAACCGCAGCUCCGCCACGCAGGGGAGCAGCACCACGUCCCGGUCCCGGCCCGGUCUGCGGGACUGCUGCCCACGGACACCACUCACGCACGCGUGCGCGGGUGGGGGGGCAGAGCUCGGGUUAGCGGGCUAAGCUAGCGGUGCGGGGAGUGCGGGAGUGAGUGCGGGGCUGCAGCACGCUUGUUUGUCAACACCAGCGGACGGAAGUGCAGGACCGAGCUGGUCCCGACCAGGACCGACCAGGACCGACCAGCACCGAGCUGGUCCCGCGGGGCGGUGCGUGCUGGCGGGCAUGAAGUCUGGCCCCAGUCCGGGGGGGUGAGGGAGCUGGGCCGAGCCAGGACCGACCAGGACCGACCAGGACCGACCAGCCGGGGACCCGAGCUCCUGCAUGGGAGUCGCUCCUCCGCGGACCCGCGCCCAGCCGAGCACCAGAACCAGAACCAGAACCAGGACCAGAACCUGGACCACCGACAGUCGGAGGCCGACGGGCUUCUCCCUGCAUCUGGGAUGGUACCAUGUGACGGGGCGGCCCGAGAGCCAUAACCCCACGACCAGCACUCCAUCGUCUUGACUUUAAGCUGCUUGCCCACCACUGAUUUCAGCCACGGUGUCCACUCCUUCCCUCCGCUUUGCUCAGAGCCCUGAACAAGGCCACCACAGCCACCACAUGACUCCCCCACUGGAGCCCUAGAUUAAAUCAGUCUAAGCUGAAAAUGAGUGCAGUAGGGGAAAGCCCCCUGGACGCUGCCACGCCAGAGUCACGGAAGAGGAAGGUCUCACCAUGCGACACGUCGGGCCAAAGUCUGGAGAAGCGAAGACGGGAGCUGGAGUGUCGCUACAUCGAGGAGCUGGCUGAGCUGCUGUCAUCCAACAUGGGCGACAUCGCCGGCCUCAGUGUCAAACCUGACAAGUGCCACAUCCUCAAGAGUACCGUGGACCAAAUCCAGCAGAUCAAGCGACGUGAGCAGGAAAAAGCAGCUCUUCUUUCUCCAGAUGACGAAGUGCAAAAGAGUGACAUCUCUUCCAGUAGCCAGGGGCUGGUGGAGAAGGAGGCACUCGGGCCCGUGCUGUUGGAGGCCCUCGAUGGAUUUUUCUUUGUGGUCAACCGCGAGGGUCGCAUCGUCUUUGUUUCGGAGAAUGUGACGAGUUACCUCGGAUACACUCAGGAGGAGCUGAUGGCCUCCAGCGUCUACAGCAUCCUCCACGUUGGAGACCACAAUGAGUUUGUUCGGAAUCUGCUGCCAAAAAGCCUCGUAAAUGGCGCCCCAUGGCCGGAGGAACCUAGUCGCAGGAACAGCCACGCCUUUAACUGUCGCAUGCUGAAGAGGCCACCAGACGAGGCGGAUUCAGAGAACCUCGAGGCCAGACAGCAAUAUGAGAUCAUGCAGUGUUUCACCGUGUCCCAGCCACGGGCCAUUCAGGAGGAAGGAGAUGACCUGCCGAGUUGCCUGAUUUGUAUCGCCUGUCGGAUCCCGCGUGCUCAGCCCGUCAGCACCGAGUCUUUUGUGACGAAGCAGGACCCCACAGGGAAGAUCAUCUCCAUAGAAACGAGUGCUUUGCGAGCGACAGGCCGGCCUGGCUGGGAGGACCUGGUCAGGAGGUGCAUCUAUGCGUUCUUUCAGCCACAGGGGAAGGAGCCCUCCCACGCCAAGAAGCUGCUGCAUGAGGUGAUGACCCACGGCACCGCUAUCAGCCCGCUGUACCAUUUCACGUUAAGUGACAGCACUCCGCUCAGCGCUCAGACUCGCUGCAAGUUCUGCUGCCCCCCCAACCCGGAUGUACAGCCCUUCAUCGUGGCGAUUCACACUAUUGACAGGGAACACAACACUGCUAGCUCUCAGGAAAACACUAACCCCAGCCUUCCACUGACCCCCGGCAGUUUUGCUCCGACUCCCUCCCAAUCCCCAUCGCUUCCCCCUGGCAGCAACUCCAACCAAGGCGCAGGGCUUGCAACCUCAGGCCUUCCAACCAACAACAGCAAUGCCUCCUCCCUUGGACACAGCCCAGCGACGCCCACAGGCUACCUGACGCCCAGUCGGACUAAUUGCCCCCAGCAGGUCAGCAGCCCCUCUCCCCUCAGCAGCCCACACACAGCCACCCCUACCUCAUUUAUGUCCCCCAGGAUGCCCCGGGCCAGUCCCGGGCUCGGCGGAAGCCCUCGAGUUCCCGGGAAUCCCUUCUCUCCCUCCACGCCAGGCCUUCAUUCCCCAGCCGGGGCGGUGAGCAGCGGAGGCAGCCUCAGCAGGCAGCCGUCUGGUGGCGAUUGUAACAAUGGAGCAAACGGAGGAGCGUCAGGGUCGUACUCCCUGUCCUUACCCGGGCUUCAGAGACAAGCCAGUGCACCCACCGGCUCCACUGCGUGGCCACUAUCAGCAAAGCCAUCGGAUGGAGAGGAGGAAGGAGGAGAGUACUUUGCGAAAGCCCCUCUUCCUUCGGCCUCCCAGCUGUGCAGCCCCAGGCUCAACCAGCUCCUGGACGGCAGCGGGACGGGGGUGGAGCCCCCCAGCGGCCUCCACUGCACCUCAUCAUCUCAUCCUCCCAACCCCUCUCCUGCUCCUCAGUGCCCUGCCUCCCACAGCAGCCUGACGGAGCGGCAUAAGAUCCUCCACCGGCUGCUCCAGGACAGCAGCCCCAACGACGCGUCCUCCACCACCGAGGACGGACUAAACAAGAGCAAAGUCGAGAUCAAGAAGGAGCCGCCCGCUAGUCCGGCACUGAACACGGCUCCUCACAAGUCCGGCUCCAGAGAGCCACAGGACCACCAGUUACUUCGCUUUCUCCUGGACACGGAUGAAAAGGACUUGGGGGACCUGCCGCCCCCGUCAGCGUUGAGUCUCCAGACGGUCAGGGUGAAGGUGGAGAAGAGAGCCAGCGUGGACGGCCUGCCCUGUCCAGGGGCCGCCGGGGCAGCGGGAUGCGCGUCCAAGGCUGCCGGAGUUUCCAGCAGCUUGGCUUGCAUCAGCCCCAAGUCCAGUCCUAUAAGAGAGAACCGCCCAGACACCCACAAGGACAGCAGAGACCCCACGAUAUCUGCCGGCUCUGUUGACAUGGACCCCCUGAACCAGCUGAAGCCUGGCACCAGAGGCCCGUUUGGGGCCAAACAGGGUGCUGAGGAUCCGGUAAACCCGGGAGGGGUCGCCCAUCAGCAGUCUCCGGCCACUCAGCCCCCGGCACAGCUCCAGUCCCCGGUGCCUCAGCUCCAGUCCCCACUAUCCCAGCCCCAGGCCCUUCCCCACCUACAGUCUCCAUCACCCCAGCUCCACUCUCCUUCCCCCCAGCUCAAAAUCCAGUCCCCCACACAGCUCCAGCCCAGUGAGGCCAGCACUCCCCGCAAUGUAAAUGUGAAGAGAGAGCCCCCCGGCACUCCUAACAGAGGGCUCGGUGACGGCGGCCCACUCUCUGGUUGCAGUCUCCAGAGUCAAACAUCCUUUGAUUUUUGCAAUCCUGCCACUCCAUGCCAGCCCCAGGGCCAGGGAGACCCCUUCCAGACCUCCAAGGACAGCAGCCCAUUCCCGGAGGCGGACGCUGUCAACCCAUUUGGUUCGAGCACUGGUACACAAGACGGCAACCUAAUGAAGAUGGACGUGGGAGACUCUCAGUUCCAGCCUCUUGCUCUGUCAGACACGUUGUCGUUUGGUGGACUGGGAAACCCCUUACAGGCUUCCUUAGCAUCGCCGCAAGAGCAGCGUGUGCCGUGUACGCUGGACGAAGUGCUCGGCCCCCCGACCACGCCCGAGGGCAGAAGCGACGAGAACUCUCUGCUGGAGCAGCUCGUCACCUUCCUCAGCGGGACGGAUGAGAGCGAACUGGCCGAGCUGGACAAGGCCCUGGGCAUCGACAAACUGGUACAGGGUGGGUGCUUUGACCCUUUGCCACACAAUUUCCCAACCCAGCAACCCACUGCCACCCCGGUUUCCAUUGAUGCUAAACUCCCCACCUACUCUUCUCAAUUUACAUCAGCUCCGCAGGCUCCGUUCCUCCCAGAGCUGGCCACGGUGGGGCUGCCGGGUCAGGGCUUAGGAGCCCCUCGCGGGGCUUUCCCAGGGGGGACCGUGACAGUGGGCUUGAGGCCGGGGAUGACCAGAGCACCGGGGAUGGGCACCCAGCUCAGACUACAGCCCAACCAGCUGCGCCUACAACUGCAGCAGAGACUUCAAGGCCCCCAGCAGCUCCAGAACAGGCUGGCAACCCUGAGCCCGUUUCCUGGAGGGGUCCAGAACAUGAGCGUGGGUAUCCGUCAGGGGCUGCAACAGCCCCAGACGCCCCCACAGCAGCCGCCGCUGAAUGCCCAGAUGGUGGCCCAGCGUCAGAGGGAACUCUACAGUUUCCAGCACCGCCAGCGCCAGCUUUUCCAGCAAAAGGUCAUGCUGAUGAGACAGAACAUGGCAGGCACGCCCACCGGGGCGGCGGGGCCCCUCGGUAAUGCCAGGGUCCCAAAGGGCCCUCCCACCACAUCUCAACAGCAGUUCAACUUCCCACCAGGGUACACCCCCAUGACGGGAAACCCCCCUACCUCACCAAGUCACUUCAGCCCCCUGUCUGGGGGCCCUUUAGACAGCAAACUGUCAGUCCGAGUUCCCCUGAACAACCAGACGAUGGGGGGCGUGCAGGGCCAGUUCGACAGCAACAUAAACUCCUCAUUGCAGCAAGGACUGUUUCAACAGUUCGGAGGGUCUGCUGUGGUCCAACAAGAGCCACCGUUUCCUCCCGAGAUGAGCCCCACCAGUCCGUUGUUAUCACCUCAGAACUCCACCUCCCAGAGUCCUCUGCUCCAGCAGGCCCCACCCCCGGGCUACCAGUCACCAGACAUGAAGAGCUGGCAACAAACCGGCAUGGGCAGCCUGUUCAGUCAGCCGGGCCAGAGCGCGGGGCAGGUGUUCAGCCAGCAGGGCGUUUACAACAACAUGAGCAUCACCGUGUCCAUGGCCGGAGGCUCGGCUAGCGUGGGCUCGUUGCCUCCCAUGGGAGCGGCAGCUGGCAUGAGCAGCACUAACCUCAGCAACGUCAGUUCAGUGUGCAGCGACCAGCAGGUGCAGCAGGUUCAGGUGUUCGCGGACGUUCAGUGCACGGUGAACCUCGUGGGCAGCGACUCCUACCUGAACCAGAGCGCCAUCGGAGCCCCGGCCCCCCAGAAGGGCCCCGGCGCGCCGGGCUCCCAGAACAACCAGGCCCAGCAGAAGAGCCUCCUCCAGCAGCUCCUCACCGAGUGACCCCCCCCCUCCUCCACGCUGGCUUUCCUGCUCCCUCUAUCUCUCCACACCUCCGCCCCGCGGGUGGCUGCACCAGACCCAAUGCUGUCUCCGUCUCACCGAAUGAAUGAAAGGAUGGAUGUUCCGAGGGCCACAACGUAAGCUCAGAGAGGUGCGGCUGUCGCUGGAGCAGCCUGACCACUUCUUUGCGGGGGGGGGGGAUCCCGGGCUGCUUGUUUUAACGCCCAGUAUUUAAAGAAAAGUCAGAAGGAGCAGCAGUGUAUUUAAACCUGCCUGUCUAAUCUGUCUGACAACCUGUCUGUCUGCCUCAGCCUAUUAAAGGCAGUGUUGUCUUGCUGCUCAUUCCUCUGUGACCUACUUCCUGCUUCCUGACCCAAGAAAACAACUGCGACGUCAUUGUUGAUUUGCCAAGUUGUCGUAACUGUCAAAUCAGGGCCGACCACCCUUUUUUCUUUUUUUUUUUUCUUUCUUUUAACCCUCUUUUUUCCCCGAUCAGACGGUUUUCGUCACGCCGUUGCAGCAGUAUCUUGGGAGCAUAAGUUGCAGCUCACAGCUGAACUCAGCAUUCACGUGUGAGAGUAUCUCGCACUGUAACACCUCUGGCUUUUGUUUUGGGUUGUGUUUAUCCUUUAUUUUAUUUUUUUGUUCUCUACCUGUCUCUCAGCGAUGUGGGAAUGUUAAGAUUUCAGACCUCUGCGGCAUUGUGGGAUAGGAGCUCAGUAUCAGCUGGUUCUGUGACUGUUCCUCCCUAUCGGCUACAGUGCCUGGUGGAAGUGUGAGUUUUUCCCAAGCUCUGCUUCUUCUACUACAUGUUAUUCUAUUAAGUCUUCUGUUAAUUUUUUUUUUUGUUUGUUUGUUUGAAUUGUUUAAAAUUUUCUGCUCUCACCGUCAUCAUCAUCAUCGUCAUCAUCAUCUUCAUGAUAUUCAGAAGAAGCUUUGACAACAACCAGAACGGAUGCGUCGAUGGGUGGAUGGGAGACAGACGGGAUGCUGCUCAGUUUGGAACUUAGAUGUCUUCCUCCCUCCGGGAGGAGAUUUUAUUUUUUAUUUUUGUCAAAGUAUGAUAUAAAAAAAAAAAGACUUUUAUGAUUAUUUAACUGUCUGUCCAUCACAUUUUACCCUCACUUCAGCAGCUGUGAAUACAGAAUCCGAUGGGUUCUUUCUCUCUUUUUCUCUCUCGAGUAUCUUCAUGCGAUCUCUCAGCCUAUCAGUGUUGUUUGCCAUGUGCACCAUGCAGGUGGGUAGUAUUGUACAUUACAGAAGGAUAAAGACUUGGAGAUGAGCUUACUCUUCUCUUGUACCUGCUUUCCUUAAAAAAGAAAAAAAAAAGACAAAAAAAAAAGUGUAAUUAAUUGAUUACAGCAAAACUCUGUAUAGUAUCAUUUGAUCCAGGUUAGUUUCCUGUUUUUAAAACCAGUUCUAAUAAUGUGAGCUCUUGGUUUUUUGAGAUUAUUGGCAUAUUGUAAUAAGGCUACAUGUUGCAGUGGAGGAGGAAGUUAUUCCAGCUUCUGCAAUGUAAAAAGAAAUUUUAAGAGAUUUGGUAAUUAAAAGUUAGCUAGACCUCACUCCUUCUGGCGUCCCGGCCGCGCUGCAAGCAGCCACUCUGAAAAAAACAAAACAAAACGGUAUUUAUGGCUUUGAUUUGUCUUGUGGUUACCAGGGAACCAGUUGGCCAUCUUUUGUUGCUUUCUCCUCUUUUUUUUUUUUUUUUUUUUUUUUUUUAUUGUCUUAUUUUAUUUUAAACUCCAAUGUAUGGACAAUAAUUUUAAGCGGUUUUCAGACAGUACAUGUGUUUGUAACCAUUGCAUAUAAAAUGAUAACACCUAAAGCCAUGUUCUUUGCUGUGAUGGACGGAGCCACGUCAGUAUUGUGCCUGUAGUUGCAGCAAACGACAAACUUUCGGUUAUUGUUCCUAUAUAUGACAUUUAAGUAGAGGCUUUAGUAAUAGAAGUUCCUAACAAAGAUGUGAUGGAUGAUUAAUUUAAAAAUGUUGUGAAUUUGAAACUAAACAGGAAGGGUUGAGUCAGAGAAGAAAAAAAAAGAAAAGCGGACUUUCUUCGUUUCCUCCUCACCUUCUGCACACCUGUGUUGUUCGCGUUGAGGGUCACUUUCUGGGGCUCGGCCCGGCUCUCCCUCCGUCUCCGGUUUCCCGAUGAAGACUUCACUCCACUCACUGGCUACACACACACGUACAGUUCUCUGUUGACUACUGUUGCUCAGUCAGACACUGUCUCUCUCCGUCAUCACAGACCUCUUUUCAAGAAAGCAAACACUUCGUCAUGCUCAGAAACCCUGCCGGGACGUUGCCUCUUAAUAUUCUUUACAUGAGUAAAUUUACACAAAAUAUACUCAUGAUCUCUAAAUUGAGUGUGAGAUUUUUCUAAAUUAGCUGGAGGACGCCCCGUACUGCACCUUUAUCUUAACAGCGACUGAUUGGCCGUCCGUCAAUUGUUCCUCAUGGAGUUUCCUCCUGACGUAUCUGCCGUGUUCUCACGUCAGCACGAACUCGGAUGACCCGUGGCUCUUUCUGUCUCGUGGGAGAUGGCGGGGUAAACGCCUAAUUGAGUUUCAAACUACUUAACUCAUGCCGGCCGUUAGGUGGACAGGUCUGGCGCUGGUUCUGCUGAAGCAGGCUUCUCUGUGUGCUGCUUCCACAGAGACUCUUCCCCGUCUGCCACGGUGCCCAGAUGAUGGAGAGAUCAGUCAACAUUCCGCUCAGCCGCUCCUGCAGCGACGCCGUGGGCUCUGAGAAGCGCUUUCCCGCUCAGCCACAGUGUCUUACGUGUAUCGAUGUGCGUCGUGGAUGCAACCGGUGGCUCCCAAAUAGCAAGAGGGUUUAAACCGGAUUUAUAAAUGCAGGACAACCACGUGGAAAUAUUACCGCAGGCUUUUGCAUGCGCAGAGUGAGUUGUCUGAUGGUUUGGAACCAUGUUUUCACACUGUGAGCAGCUUGUUUUAUUGCUGUUUUGACGACGCUCUGCAUCAGUAUAGUCCCCUCCAGCCGGUCAUCUUGUGAUGGUAACGCAGGAGCUUCAUGCCUCCCUCGGCGUUUGAAACGGUUGUUUCUGAUCCAGGCUCGACUCUGAAGCUCUGAGAUCAAACAUCCGGGGAGGUUUUUCACCUCCGAUGUGAUCAUGCUGCGUCUGGCCCUGAUGAGAUACACGGUUGAUCUUCUAGCUUCUCUGGUUGUUGCCAAAAGCCUGAACUGUGCCACGUCCCUUUCGUUACAAAGUCACGUAAAAGCCUCCAGACACGCGCUUUUGGCUGUUGAAGUAAGCAUUCCUGAUAUCUGGAGCAGGAAGAAAAGCUUCUUACAGAAAAGGCUGGCAUCUGAGUUUGGCAUCAGAUCAGAAUAAGUUGCUUCUGCACUCGUCCAAGUCGGCUGAGAUAAACUGAGAUAACGCAACCGUUAAAUCCAACUUCAAAGCAGGACAAAAAGGUCCAACUAUUCCUUUAAACAGCAAUGUAAAGAUGAAUGAGAAGUCGACAUUUAUCCCAGUAAAAGGGUUGAAUCCAGAAAGGCCGGCGCAUCUGUCCCUGAUCAAACACUGACACAUGGCAGAAGAGUGCAGAAAACUUCCUGCUUGGAUUUUUUUUUUUUACCCGCGGCAUCGAACACCCGCUUCCUUUUACUUUACCGCAUGGACUUAUGUACGUCCUAUGUACAUGGUUUCCUGUACAACUCUGUUCAAAUGGAGAAGCUCAGCAGCAGCAACUGUCCGCUUAUCCUGCAACAACUACCGUUAAAAAAACCAACAAAACAUGCCAAAUACAUCCGCUGCAUACGUGAGAUGUUAUUAUGCAACAGCCAUUCAGUGGAAGCAAGAGUCCCUCCCUUAUCACUACAGUCAACUGGUACCAGGUUCACCUCUUUUAUAAUGUUUGUUUCAUGAUGUUAACAUAUUGUAAAUAACACAGAAAUGUGAAAAUGUAUUUGUUCAGAAUCAACGAAAAAGUAGUGCUCCGAAUUUGUGGUAAAUAACUACUCGCCUCUGUCAUGUUUUUAUUUUGAUUUGAUUUUUCUACUUUUUUAUUUUUCUGAUGACUUGUGUGUGUGCGUGCGUGCGUGUGUGUGUGUGCGUGUGUGUGUGUGUGUACGUGACUGUGAGCGCGCAUGUGACUAAUACUGUAUAUGUGGUGUUCUCUGAGAUGAAACCGAUGAAGAUGUCCUGUUUGAUUCUCCUCUCUGCCCUUUAGACCCUACACAGUACCUGUGGGUGUUUUCACGUAACUAUGCCAGAGAAUGAUUUAGCGACUGCUGAAUGUGAUUUUACUGAGAGAGAAGCAGUGUGGACUGGCUUUUUGUACGGGUUAAUUUAAAAAAAAAAAAGGAAAAAAAGAAAAAAAAAAGAAAGAAAGAGGCCAUAUUAUUUAAUUUUCUCUUGUCAGAGGUUUAAGCAGAUCGGAGAGAGUGGAGCCUUGGUUUUGUGGAGGAGUGUAGGUGAGCGGGGUGUUGUGUCCUCUUUCCUUUCCUCAUCUGUCCGACUGACGUCACCUUGUUUCGCAUCAGUCAGUAGUAAAUGACCAAAGCUUCAACACGUUUGAUGGAAAUCAUAUGCAAACCUCAUCGUCACUGGGGCGAGGCGUGAUGUAGCGCCCUCUGCUUCUCUCUGUCUCGCGCGGCGGCGUGCAUGCGCGUUCCAUCCCUCCCCACCCGACCCGUCUCGGCGUCUCAGCACUCUCCGUUUUCUCAGCGUGGCCUAUGAGCAACAAUCUCUGUGAUGUAUCCAAAGUUUGGUCGGUUUUUAGACUUUGCCAAUGAGGUCUUCUGAGCCUGAAGUGCUUAUCACUCGUUUACAGGAACAAGGAAAACAUUGCAACCGUUAGCUAUGCACCUUACUGAAACAAGCAUUUCCUCUCAUGCAUGCAGACGUUACACCGGAGCGACCGCAGGUCACUCAUUUGGAGAAAUUUAGAGUUACUUUACAACAACAAUGGAAAGAAAAAAAAGCCCCCGCAGUGGGAUUAUUCCUGCCGACGACCUCUAUCAGCUCUCAAUUUCAUUCUUGAACAAAAAAAAAAGACUAUUUCCCCCCCAUUUACCCGAUGAUUUAUACCAAACUUGAGGUGCCUCGUGUAUAUACAGUAUUUUAUGCAGUAAAGAUUGCUCCUUUACUGUUCAACAGUAAUGACCUUGUUAACCAGGGUUGGUUUUUGUUUUUUUGUUUCUUUUUUUAAAAGAAAAACUUUUUUUCACCUUUUUAAAGAAAAAAAAUAGUUUACUGUACAAAUGACUUUUUUACACACGUAGAAGAUUAAUCAGAUUAUCCCAGGAAUUUGCAAAUACAAUCUAAUUUUGCACUUUAUAACACAUCCAUUGGGAGUGAAAAGGCCAUCAAGACUCUUGUCUCAAUAUGUUCAGCUUCUGGGUUUUUGUCCCCUGAAUGUACCGAGAAAAUGUUCGAUAUUGUCAUUUAAUUCAAACGAAAUGAAUUGUUUGGCUUCUUCAUGGAGACUUUAGUAGAUACCCAUCAUCCAAAUGACUGCGAAAAAUUGUACACACUUUAGCUUCUUUGUAAUGUAAUAUGUAUGUGUGUGUGUGUGGUUGUGUGUGCGCGUGCGUGUGUGUGUCUUACACUGACCGAUCCUCAGUAUAAGUACUAUGCUAUUCUUCUUCAGGUGACAUCCCUCCCUCUUCUUUGCGCUGUCUUCUAGUACCAGAUGUCCCGUUAAAGACUUCCAGCUUGAACUCUGAACAUUCCUGCUCACAACCAUUUUAGCAACCGCAGACACUUUGCCCUCCAGCCGCCUGGCCUUUGCUUCCCCGUCACACAGUCGUCUUUCCUUUCUUUCUUCUCUUCUUAAACCCGAGGCGGUGUGCCGCUCUGUGUCCGUCUAGAGGCGUGCUCGUGUGAACCUUGACCUCUGCCGCCUGUCAGAGCCGUGGUGCGCCGGCCCGUUGGACGUCGUCUCUAGUGUUUAGUGGUGCACGGAUACCCGGCCCGGGUUGGCAGCGGGAGCAAGCGUCCAGAUAAAUCACGAGUCUCACAAACUUUUUCACGAAGCAAAAACCUUUUUUGAUCCGCCGCGGAUCCGCCGCGGUAUUCCUGCACCACUGAGACCCGUCGGCCUCUUCACGCCUCCGUCUCAUUCCUGGUCCUCGUGUUCAGAUCCAGAACCCGCUCCGUGCGACGUCCACCGCAGCAUCAGUUGUCAAGUUUUUAUAAGUGCUUCCUUACUGGGACUGAGGUUGGAUUUAGGUCAUGGAUUUUAAAAGAAGGCUUAGUAUUUACUCACCACUGGGUGUGUCCUUGUGUUUGAAUGUGUGUGUUUGGGUUGGUGUUUAACUGGAGAACUCAAGGAAAAAGACCAAGGUUCCACUUUCUCCCUUGUACAAAUUAAUAUAAAUAUACAAACACAUAUAUAUGUGUAUAUAUGUAUGCAUAUAUAUACAUAUACAUAUAUAUAUACAUAUAUAUAUAUAUAUAAUAUGAAUAUAUAUGAUGCAUUUUACUCAUUUUUGUCCAGUUUUGUAUAUUACACUCAUGUAAAGUUUGAUUUUAAAGAGGCAUCGGAGCAGCUAUUACAAGACAAUUUGAGUGGCAAUGUUAAUUGGGGAGAGUUUUAUGCAUGUUAUAUUUUCUUUGUUUUUUCUCUCUCUCUCUCUCUCGUCUCUUUUACAAACCCUUCAACCGCCCCUGUUCAGGUGUGUAACGUGAAUAUAAAGAAAUCUACCUUUUCUUUGGAAAGUUGUAGACAAUCAGUCUCAGGCCUGGUCCAGUCCCUGUGGGGAGUGAGAGCCCUGUAGGCUAACAGACAAAAACAAAGCUCUCUUUAUUGUCAUUUACUGGAAGUCUAAAUUCAGAGGUUUGCUCAUUCAUGUGUUUGUGGCUGCUCAAGUUUACACACAAAAACACACACUUCUCUACUACACUCAAAACACAAACACCUCGUGCAUUUGAUCCCUCUGCUUUCUUUCCAAGGUGAGGAUGCCAACCUUGAGGAAAUGAUGCUUUGACUAACAAAUCUAUAACAUCUAUGAAUGUGGGAAUGCAACACAUUGCAAUAAAAAACACCAUUUGAA